GGGGGGGUUCUUAGGCUGGGCGGUUUGAAGGGAAUUUCUUUGUUUGUAAGGAUGAAUCAGAUUGCUAGUUUUUGUUUUUUGUUAAUGAGUCAUCACAUACUCGGUGAUUUAGGAUGCAGUAGAUACCUUCCCAUUCAUUCAUCCAUUCAGUCGUUUGUCCAUUCAUACAGUCACUCAGUCAUUCAGUCGUUUCUUUGACUCACUCGUUUUUCAUUUACUAAUUCAUUCAUUCACUCACUCAUCCGUUCAUUCAUUCGUUCGGUCAGUCAGUCACGCAUUAACUCAUUCAUAGCAGUAGUAGUUAUCACUGAAGGAAUAGAGGGUUGUGGGGGCAGUAAAGAGACGAUGACAUUAAUGGAUGAGACAAUAAACAUCCUUGCAUUCAAAAAGGUUAAGGAAAUUAUGUAUUGUAAGUAGAAACAACGAGGUCACUAUAUGGAGUCUAUACAGGGGGUCAGUAGCUAAGGUGCCAUAUUACCCUCAAAUUAUUUAAAAGAUCGCGGAGAGAAGUGAUGGCAGACGGAAAAUCGGAUGGCGAGAUGAAAUUAGAGGUGAAGAUCGUUGAGAAAGGCUUUUUUCUCGCAGGGGUCUAGUAAUGGAUGCUGAUGAUGAUAAUGGUUAACGGGGACAUAGUAGUGAAAAUGACAGUCGUUCGUAUAUUUAAGUGGACAUGCUUGAAAUGUAUAUUGCAUGUUGAAGGGGCCUAGCGAUAUGUGGAGGGAGGGGUGACGUUUUGUGGCUAGUCAGAACAGGUGUUUCGUAACCUUAGUGCUGGAGGGGCAUUAUUCGGACAGGUUAAGAGAGUAAACAUUAGCUGAGGGCAAGCAUGAUAGUUAUAUACAUACACAUAAACAUGCACCCCUUUAAAAUAAAUGUCCCCAGGUUAUGAAGUUAAAUAUGUAGUAUGAUUACAUGCACAUUAUUAUUGUUAUUGUUGUUGUUGUUAUUAUUAUUAUUAUUAUUAUUAUUAUUAUUAUUAUUAUUAUUAUCAUUAUUAUACAGUAAUGCAUGAUUUUGUUCAGUCUGUUCUCAACUCAGAUUUAAAGUAUGUGACUCCCUUUCAUCUUUAUUUCCUAAUCCUGUAAUUACAUUUUUCGUUUUUUUAUUGGAUUCUAUAUUACCUGAUAGAUGAAACAUGGAAUUGAUAAGAAUAAUGUUGACAGUAUAGAACAUAAACGAUGGUACAUAAAAAAAAAUAUCCCUAACAAGAUUUCGUAUCGUGCUCAUUGACGACAGUUUCUCAUACGACAUCAUGGAUUAGCUAACUAUUCGAUCGUAUAAUAGCAGUGAUAUUCAACCACGACAAUAAAAGUCGAGUGCGUCACCUUAGAAACAGGGAGGGGAGUAGGUAGGAACAGAUAAAGUGAGAGUUUAGGGCACUGGGAACUAGAAGACAAUAACCGUAGUAUCCCUGAGUCGUGAGCCGCGAAACACGCUCGCGAAAUGGGUGACGCUGCGCAGAUCCUCCACGACCCUGCCCCGGUCAAGGCUACGGCCACAACACUCACACAUGACUCUGACAAGGGCUGACCUCUCGCCCGCCGCUUCUCCGGGGACUUUCAUUAAUUCUUUGUUUGCUGGUGCACCUGUCUAAGUCUCCCGCGGUUAUUCUAGCGGCAGAGGCGAGGCGGAAGAGAGAGAGAGAGAGAGAGAGAGAGAGCAGGUGGGGCCACGCUCGCUGUCGUGGCACCGCAUCCCCCCCGCCUCGCUGAAUAACCUACGCCGCCGGGGAGGGGCUGGGGCAACCUUGGAGAGAGAGAGAGAGAGAGAGAGAGAGAGAGAGAGAGAGAGAGAGAGAGGAAGGAAAGGGGAUGAGAGGGGAGUAAAGCAAAGCAGCAGACAGCAGCAGUCCCGGGCUUGGCGCUGGCUGGCUGGCUGGCUGGUCUGCAGGUCUGGGCUAGUCCUGCUGCCUUUAAUCGAUCCUUCCUAGGGAUAAUUGUUCAUUAUUAAUGCCUGCCAAUUAUUCACGCCGGGAAUCUGCCAGGUAUUUCCCGCCCCACUCACCGCCCGUCUGCUGCAGGGAGGUGAAGGAGCAGGGCGAGGGCAGGGCGGGCACGACAGGGAACCAGUGACAGCUGACAGGGGGCAGAGAGGACAUGUUGGUAGGGAGAGGCUGGCAUGGCAUGUGUUGGCAGCUCAGUGAUAUCUGGUGACAAGGAGACUGGUAGUGGUAACGGAGAUGGACUUUUUCGUAUCAUGAUCAUACUGUUGCUGUUUCGCCACUAGUAGAACGCAUGUAGGCAGGGGAUGGUUGGUGUUCCUAGUAGCAGUGGUAGUGGUGGUUGAGUUUGCUGUGGACGAGAGAAGGAAAGGUUACUGAGGACGAUCACCGUUUGUUUCCCUGUGAUUUGAAAGUAUCAAUAAGAUGACCAUACAAUAAAUAUAACAUAACUCUUGAUUGGCUGGCUCUCAAAAAAAUUGAGGUUGGUCACACAUGAAAUUUUCUUUUCCGAUUUCCCUCCUACUACAUUAGUUUUUUUUUAUUCUCUUUGUAGUUGUUGUUGUUUGUCUGUCUUCCUACUCCAGUUUUUAUUGUUGUCUUGGGAGUGGCACUAAAAUAUUUAUCACGGUUCUUUUCUUAGGUUCUUUUGUCCUAGUAAGAAAUUUUUAUUUUUAUUUUAUUUUACUGGGUGAGUGCUUGUUUGUCUUGCAGUGUAUCAAACUUGUUUGGCGAUUCGAUAAUGGCUUAUGGCUAGAUGAUGCGUUGGUGUUGUGGUGAUGAUGCCAGGUUGUUAGUAAUGGUGUGGGUGGUAGUGAGUGCUGGAUGAAUGAAUUGGAAUGGUGGUGGCGACGGUGAUGGUGGUGGUGGUAGCAGCGAGGCCUAGACAAAGGUUAGGGCAAGGUAGAUGGUGGUGAGGAUUGGGUAGAUGGUAGUGGCAGUGGUGAUGAGGCGGACAGCUGCUGGUGGCGAUAGUGGCGCCAGAAGCAAAGGCUAAACGGAUGGGUGGGUGGUGAAGGCGGUGUGGCGGUGGUGUUGAGUAUACUGAGGGCGGUGAGGGGUGGACAGGUGAUGAUGAGGGAAAGUGUAGAGGACGGCGGUGGUGUGUGUUCCCCGCGGCAUUAUUGAUCCCACUGCGCAUGAAUGGCGGGGCGGCCAGCCUUUGUAUCCACUCACUCACUCACUCCGCCGCCACCACACGCGCCCCCACCCCCUCCUCGGUCACCUCCCUUACCCGCCACUGCCAUCACCUCUACCUUGUCCCUAGCUCACGUAUUUUUCCAUUUUUCUUUGUCCUCCUGCACCCCCGUGAGGCGUGCGGUGUGGCGAGCCAGCUUGGUGUAAGGAUGUAGCUGGGGAUGGGGAUGGUGAGAGGAGAGAGUGAGGGAGGGCCAGCAAGGAGGAGAGUGAGGUGGGCUCAGCUGGUUCCCCGGCGGUGUACGGAAAUGUGUGCACAGGGGCGAUGCGCUGUGGAAAGGCUGAAAAUGAAAUUGAUUUAGUGCUCAGGUCGGGUGGCACCCCUCUCCCUAUCGUCUGCGACUGCGUCAGAAUUUGCACGCACUCCGGACACGCCUUCCCGGCCCUGGCCACGGUUUCAGUUACGUUGCUACCUCUAGCUUCUCUUAUUCGUCACUCUAGCCGUCGUUGGGGUGCCCCUGACCUUGUAGCCUGGGAAAGUGUGAAGGGAGGAGCUAAACUGUGUGUAGGUGUGGUGCGUAGUGAACAGACCGUCACUUCGUUGCCAAGAGGCACUACUACCUGCCUUCUAUGAUACUACAUUACCCCCACACGCCACCACGCUGCCACCCUCUCUCUCUUAUACCGAUCGCCCUUGCUGCCUCAGUCUGACAGGCUCGCUCUGCACACUGACGUGCAGUGCAGAAUGCUUCUCCGAGCACUUGCACCCCUCAUCUACCCCAGCUAACCGCAAGACUUUGCUGUAUUCAAGACAUUAGUAUGGCAGAAAUGUAGCUUGCUGGAACCAUUAGAGUGCCACCGUGAACUCUAGCAACCGAGUCGAGAUAAUUUAGCCAAUUACUGUAAGUGCGAGGAAUCGGACGGGUGUCUUACUACGCGCGUUGGCUCCCCCUUCUCCCCCCAGCGCCCCUCCCCCGUGCGUACUCUACACACAGCCGCCGCCGCCGCUACACAGAGCCAGACUUCUUGUCUGUGCUACUGCUCUCCCCCGCCCACCUACACGGCCCAUGGAACUCCGAGUAUCACGUCGCCUCGUUCGUCAGCGGAAUGUGAUAGUGGUGUAGCCAGCGAGCACUCGGAGCUGGGAGUGUAGGGUGCCAGUGUUGGUGGUGCUUGUGUCAACUGGAGUGGCACUCAUACGCACCAGAGCUCCUCCGUGGCCUGGGGAAUGGCAUCGGACGUGACACAGGCGAGAAUACUAACUCAGUGCCAAGAAGUGUGGAGGCUGGGCUUCCCUCACGGUGCCGCACAUUCACCCCAGCCACCACCAGUGAAAAUUACUACGAGCACUACCAUUGCUGCUUCUUCCCCUGCCGAGGGGAGUCCGAGUGUGUGGGUGGGCCGACAGGGUGCGUGGAGGAAGGAACAGCAGGGGAGCAGCAGCGUUCCACGGCCCCUUUCAGCCUUGGCAACGAAACCUUGCAACAAUCAGCUCUGCGUGCACUAAUAAACAAAGUCACCCUUCUUCCGCCGCCGUGGCCGUGACUCUCGCAUCGGGCACCAUGAGCCACACAGGGCACACUUGCAUCCACUGGACUACUAACUUAACAAGUCUCUGUCCAAGUCUUGAUGAGGAGGUAACAUGUAGCCGACUACAGGAUCUUCCUGACUUGUGGGUGCGGUGCAGAGCAGCGGAGGUCAAGAUGGAGGGUCCUGACAGCCAGCCCCCCCAAAUAUCCCCCCCUUUACCACCACCAACCAUAGCAGCAGAGGCACCCCACCAGUCAUCACCCCCACCACAGACCUCCCCCACCUCCCCACUACAGUCACUGCCCCACACACCACUUCGCCACUCACCCCUGCCCCACACCCCAAUAACCCCACAUACACCCCUACCUCAUACACCCCUCACCCCACACAGUCCCCUCACCCCUCUCACCUCUCAGAGCACCUUAGCAUCAGAGGCCUCUGUUGACUCUGGUGUAGCCUCAGCCCACUCACUGGACAUGCUGCACAACAGUUGCAGCAGCGUUGAGACACAUGCACUGAGGCGUAGGGCUGGAAGCAGUGUAAGCAGUGGGACCAGUGAGGGAUGGCUUGGUUCCCUCGAUGGUGAUCCAGCUGGCCUGGAAGUCCUCCCAGAGCUGUGGCCUCACUCUGAGAGUCCCACAGCCCAAGGACACAGCCUUCCGCCCUCCCACAACAGUCCUGCAUCCUCUGAACACAGUCCCUCAGCCAGCCAUCACAGCCCCACACAAUCUUGCCAUAGUCCAGUAACUAUGCACCAUAGUCCCACCACCACAACAACAACUACUACCACCACCACCACCAUUCAGUACCACCUUCCUCCAUCAUCAGAAGCAGCAGACAUCAAUAAGGCCGUUGUGCCCGGUGACUGUCAGGACUCCGAGAGGCACUCCUUAUCCCCAAGAAACAAUCCCAAGGAAGCUUUUUCAUCUGUGAUACCACUUCACCCUAGUGCCCUAAGUCCUCACACAAGUCCACUGAGGCCAGGAGUGGUGCAGGCAAGAAAGAUGAGGCAAAAUUUUAUGAUAACAGUGAACUCUGCUCCAGUUACGGAGUCACAGUGCAAACAAGGUUUUACUGAUUAUGGUUGCACAGGUAAUGAGGCAUUUUAUGAAAACAAAUUUUGUUAUGGCAAAGAUAAUUUAAUAAUACAAGAAAACUGUGGGUUAAAUGGUGUACUGAGAAAAAUGAAGGAAGCCCACCACCCUCCUAGUGUUAGUGAAGUCGAGCAGAUGGCCCGGGAAUGCAUUUGGAUUGACAAGUUUGCAUCCUUGUUUGUGAAGCACAUUAUAGAAGAAGCCCUGUCUGUCAGUUCUUAUCGAGGGUGGUCCAUCAAAUGCUCCGGCCAGUGUCAGCGUGAACAGUGUCGUCAGGAAUAUCAGAAGAAGGAAAGCAGCUGGUGGAGUGUUGGGGGAGGCAAGGGGAAUCGUAAAUCCAGCAUCCCUCUAUUAGGUUUGUCCUGUGGGAGUCCUGGUCUAUGUUGGACUCCAGAGUUACCAUAUAGUCCCUCACAUCGACCACACUCCAGGUCCUCUCUGGGGUCAAGCCUCUCCUUUUCCCAUGACUCACUGGUAAGCUCUGGCCCUCGCAUGGAUGACUCUCACCUUAUCACUGGCGCUGUGUCACACGAUGCCUUGCUCUUUCCUACUUCUAAAGCCUCCCACAGUGAUGUUAGUGACAUUUAUAAUGUGCCACUGGAUGGAGAUAUCUAUGCAGUGCCAGUAGAUGUAGUGAAACCUAAAGAGGGCCAAAUUUUACACCCAAAGGCCAUUAUACAUCAUCCCAAAAAGAGGCACCACAGGAGACAUGCCAAGAACAAUGCUAGCGUUAGUGCCACCUUGCUGCAUGACAGCAAUUCAAAAAAAGUUAGCAGCUUUGAUCCAGUGUGCAGUACCAGGCCAGCAAAGGAUAGUAGUGUCAGUAGAAGCAGACAACACUCUGGCCAGUCUGUUACCUCAGUUAGUGGUGGUGACAUACUGAAGGCCAGCAAACGUCACAGUGUGCCCAGUAACAUUGGCUGUGCUCUCAGCAUGACUCCCAAGCAUAGUUCCAGCAAGGAAAACCAUGAACCAAUACACAUGACUUUAGAAGAAGUGAGGAAAUCUUUCCAUGAGUCUGAUGACACCAUAAACUGCAACAAGGGUAGUAGGGUGCAACAAAGUAAUAAAAAUAUAAAUGAGCAGUCAAAAAUAUGCAGAAUUAUACCUUUCAAUGCAAUGAAGUCAUGCAAGAGAAAAGACAGUACUGAAAACAGACUUGAUGACAACAGAAAAAAGGGCAGAAGUAUAUCAAGUAAUAUCCGUAACACUCUUAUUACAAUAUUUGGCCUCAAGAAAGGAACCAAGUCCAGUGGUACAAGAUUAAAAAGUGGGAACUGUGUGGAUGCUGCUACUCAGGGAUUUUCAGAAACUGCAGGCAAUGGAACUGCAACCCUUGUCUGCUCCCCCACCUCAGGUCCACAACACAACCAUACCACAAACCCAGCUUCAACUACAGUCACCAGAAACCAGCAAAACAGCCAGCAGAACCACCACAGCAACCACCGCCAUUCCAAUGGCAUAAACACAGGCCUGUUAUCAUGCCUGGGUAACCUCAGGGCUGAGACUGAUGAACAGCCUGUCAGCACACCCAACAUCCCAACACAGACUGUGGCCCCAUCCCGCUCACCAGCCAUAGUGACCAACAGGGCACUGCCUCCACUACCUCUGCCCACGUCAGGGGAGAACGAAACUUCCCCAAAAACUCCUGAAGCUGAAGUUGGGGGAGAACGAAGGGAAGAAGAAGGCUGUGAUUUUGCAUCUAUUAUAGAAAAAGUUAAGGAUUGUGGAUGGUACUGGGGGCCCAUCAGUGGGGAAGCAGCAGAGAAGGUGUUGGCCAAUGAACCUGAUGGAUCCUUCAUAGUGAGAGACUCUUCAGACCACCAUUACAUUUUCUCCCUCACCUUCAAGCUUAAUGGCUUCAUCAGACAUGUCAGAAUAGAGCAUGACCAAGGCAACUUUAGCUUUGGAGGAUUCACAAAGUUCAAGAGCCAAACUAUCGUGGAAUUCAUAGAAAAUGCCGUGGAACACUCACGCAGUGGCCGCUACCUGUUCUUCCUUCACCGGAGGCCAGUCCUGGGUCCUAUGAGGGUGCAGCUCCUUCACCCUGUCUCCAGAUUCAAGCACAUUCAAAGUCUCCAGCAUCUUUGUCGGUUUGUGAUAGUGAAGCAUGUUCGUCGGGACCUAAUCAGUGAGCUCCCCUUACCUCAGCGGUUAAAAGACUACCUUUGUUCUCCCCACUACUACUCGGAGAGAGUUGAACAGUGCAUGGCAGCAGCCGCUGCUGCUGCAUCUGAUAAUGAAGACAGUGCUUCUUCUGGAGUUGCAGAUGAAGGAAAUGGUGUUCCCAGUCAGGUGCUUCACCCUUCACUAGGAGAGUUAGAUGACAACCUUCCUGUUUUGCCUGGUCUCAUGCCAAGUUUUCCCGGCGUACCUCAGCCUGUGAUGGACCGUGCCUCCCAGACCUCCCAGGCCACUUCCCCCAACCCCCCGCUGUCCAGCCAGGACCAACCACUUGACAAUAUUCACACCUGUAGUCUUCAGGAAACUGACUCGACCCACACUGUAAGCAGCACACUCCAAGACGCAGACCACCUCACCAUCAGCACAGCACAAUCUUUUUCCGAACCCAACCACCACGCAGUGACUUCCCCAGUCAGAGUUGAUGAAAAUUCUAGAACAGCUACAACCACUUACUCCCCAACCUGUUGCUCACCUGCACAUGUGGAGCCUGAGACUUACCCUGCAUGCUCACAGGUGACCCAAACCAGCCAGGCUCAUACUGCCAGUGCCUCACCUGCCCCACAGGGUAACCUUGCCUUUGCCCACCAACACACGACCAGUGCCAGUGGGCGCCUCUCACUCAACUCCUCAACGAGUGAUGUGCAGGACAAUACAAGUUCACUUAAUGAUAGAGCACUAACAUUAAGUGAAAGUAGUCCCAGUGAUGCAGAUAGGAUAAUUGCUGAUGCAACAGUCUCUAGAGAAUAUUUUAGGAUCAAUCCAUGCAGGGGUUUGGAGGAUCAUGUAUUUGAAGACUUGGGAGGUGUAUGAAAUCAAUUAGUCUGCUGAGUAGUAUCUAAUAACUAAUUUUGAAGUGCUGUGAAUCUAAUUUAAGGUUAGCUACUUAGGCUGCCAUGUUCCUCUGUCAAUUAAUAUUUGUUUCUAAUUUUGGUGGAAUUUAAUUUAGAGAGAAUUUAUUUACAAAUUUAUUUAUUUAUUGGCAAGUAGGGUAUAUUUAAUUUUCUUAAGACAACCAAAGACAUCAGAAUUCUAUUUUCUAAAUUCUCUUAAUUCAGUUAGGAGGCGCAAGACAAAGUUUUGCAGAAUCUCAUAAAUAAUCUCGUAUGUUUUCCCUUAUUUUUCACCUAGCUCACAUACCUUUUCUCUAAUGAGUAUGUUUUAUGCAUAGUGCCAUGCAGGAAGAUUAGACCGCAGUGAAGCUUUGCAGUCUGAAUAUUUUUCCUUUGUGUUAAUUUAUUACUCUGAAGCAAGACAAAAUUAUAGAAUUUUCCUGUGGAACAUUGUAGCCUAUCAUGACUGCUCAGUUCCUUUCAAUCAUCAUGACACAAUUAAUUGCAUUAAGAUGUUUCUUUCAUUUUUGUUACUUGUUAUUAUUUAUCUAUUUUGGCCACUUGCAUUAUGAUUGCAAUUGUGAUUUUGAAACAUUUGCCUCAUUCCCUGAAGGAAGAGUAGUAAAAGCAUUUUGGCCUCAGUUUAGACAUGUAGUGAGCUAUGUUAUCUGAUGGCAUCUAUGCAAGCAGAAGUUUGCCAGUACACUCACUUUUCAGUGUCAAUGGUUCUGGUUGGAAUCUAGACCACUUAGGAAAUGGGAGUUUUUUGUUGCAUUAAUCACUAAAGUCAUUGAUGCCUGUCAACUUCUUGCUCACAGUUUGCUGCACUUUAGAACCCUAUUCCUUAAAACAGGAUUAAUUUACUAGUCACAGCACAAGACACACAACUUUACCACUAGAAAGCAAAUGCCAGGAUUAGCUUGAUAGGUUUCAACCACGACAGACCGAACCUUAUAUGCCGUAAAAGUUUAUCCACAGGAUUAGUACAGGACACCCAUCUACAAACCGAUCUCAUUCUUCCAGCUUUCAUUGCACAGCAAGGGAGACAGAUUACAUUCACUUUCUUCUUAAGAAAUUAUUUGUAUAGAAGCAACAAAAAAUUGGUAUGCUGAACAGUGUGCACACUAAGUUUAUUGGAACAUGGAUCAUUAACUGUACAGUACUAGUAACCCGAACCGAUGUUAGAGGAUGGCAGGAUGCUCAAGUCUCUGCCCUCACCUUGCAGGUUUUUAACAUUCUUGGUCUGACAUCCAUUUGGGAAAAUAAUUUGCUCAGGAUUCCCAGUGAUUCAUCCCUACCUGUUAUCUGUCUGGAGAACAAUUCUGAAACACUGACCUUCCCCCUCCAAAAAUAUUAAAGGUCUCAGAGCCUUGGAGCUGGACCCUGUGCCUGUCCAGGUCCCAGUAAAUACUAGACAGGCCUGUUUGGCUGUGUGAAAGGAGUGAAUUUGAAGAUUGAAUGGUGUGUCACUGGAUGCCUGGCCCAUUUCACUGGGUAAUCUAUUUUGUCUUUAACUUAUUUCUCAUUUUCUAGAGUCUGGACCCUUCCCCACCCUGUUUCAUUUUGGAAACAGGUUUACUAAUAAUGGUGUAGAAAAUUGUUGUAAUUAAAUUAAACAGCUUUAUUGAUUGGUUCUGCUUAUCAAACACGGGAAACUUAAUUAAUUUGGUCAGUAAGAGUGUUCCAGAGUUGAGAUCCAGGCAUUUCCAUAAGAACUGUCUGUUGCACUUCAUGAUAAGUCCAUAGUAGGUCUGUUCCCCUUGUUGUUAAAGCAUAUUUUAUAUGCUUAUAUGUCUUAGGGAGAAAUUUUGAAGUGUUUUCUUGCAGAGCAGCACAGUGAUACGCCUGUUAUCUUGUUAAAUGUUUAAUUAGUGACAAGACUUUGUUAGCAAUGGUUCAGGGCAGAGUUUGUGCUGCUGCUCAAGAAGAGGCCUCAACAUGCAGCCCUCAACAACGUGUUAACAUUGUGAUAUGGGAUUUCUCUAGUGUGUCUCAACAUUGCCUACGUGACAUGUGAAUGAGGCUAAGGAGUUGGGGCUCACUAGUACUUAAUCCAGUAACAGAAUAGUGCUAUAUUAGCAGUGUUUUAUCAGGAAAGUCUGGAUGAAUAGUAACUAUUGAUUAAAGCAAACCAAAAUGUGCCGUGUGUUGUAUACGAGGCUAAUAACAGGUGGUGUUCAGUGGUUGAGUCUCGGUAACUACUGAUGGUAAGUUUUAGGGGAAUAACGUAAGUAUAGUAAGUUAAGCAGGCUUGAAUCCUACUGUCCCACUCAGCUUGUAGUUGCUAAUGCAACUUUGGAAGUUAUUGAUGACAAUGUUACUACCAUAUAUUUCAAUUAGUCUUCAGAUCCUUUCAUCUUGUCUCAGCUGGCAAUGUCUAGUGGUAUGUAGAUAAUCACUUCCACAUAGAUUGCCUUUCUGGGCAUGUCAUAUUUCACUCUGAAUUCAGUAGAACCACCCAAGGUAGGAAGUUUAAUGAGAUGAAAAAAUGUAGAUGAGAGAUGCUUGUCGAAAAAUUUUGGUGGCUAUGGUCACACACGGGCACUUAACAUGUUUUGAACGAACUGGUUUGUGGCGGAUAAAGGAGUUGGACGUGGAUUGUAAAGUUAUUAUUAGGGAGAUGCUAAAAGAAAGCACUUGUUGGUAUCAAACUGCAGUUUUGAUUCAUGUAUGUAGUUUUACAUUGAGGGUAGGCUGAGGAUUACCAAAGAAAAGCAAAAAUAAUGUCUCAUAACUUUAAUCUAUGUAAUUGGAUAUUGUUCAUUUAUUAUUAUGAUUUGCAGCUGGGCAAAUUUUUCUUGUUCUGUAUAAUGUGGGAUGUGAUGUCAAAAUAUAGUAGUGUUCACACCUCGGCCAUGUAUUGCUAGAAACCAUCUUUGAAGGAAUUUUUUUUGUGUGAAAUUAUAAUCUGAAUACAGGGAUGUAUGUAUAAAUGGAAAAGAGAGUCUUUGUAUACUUCUUAUUGUUACUUUUUCAUUUAUAAGACAAACAAGGAGCAGACGACAAUAUUUUUCAGGGGGAUGAUUUUGCAUUUGACCUUGAUGAAGCUGUGCUCUCUUUGAUGACCAGACUUUUUUGUCUUAGAGAGAGGGGCUAAAGUUUUGAGAGUACCCUGAGGUUUGUUUAUCAUGUAAUGGCUCAAGUUUUUGCAUUUGUUGGUUCAGUAGAAAGUUGCACUUGUAAGUUUCUGUGCCUCACAGCAUAGGAAUUCAUCCCACAGCCUCAUAAUAAUAAUAAUAACAAUAAUAAUAUUAAUAAUAAUAUUAAUAAUAAAUAGUAAUAAUUAUGAUAGAACACAAAGAGUUUUUGGUAAUGGUGUGUUUUGGCAUUUUUAGUAAUAAUAGGUUGAAGUGCUUGUGUGCCAGUCACUUGUCACAGUCUUGUUCCAAGCCACCAGGGGUCAGUUCAUGCAGCAGCAUAAUACUUCUGGACUUUUCAUUUUUACAUACUUUUCUUUCUCAUACUUGGAUUUAUUUUUUUAUUUUAUAUUAAUUUAUUUUUUUCAAUGUUACCUCCGCUUCAGAUCUGGAACAUGCAGUUUCAGUCUCAAGUUAGUUUGGUGUACCAAUUUGACACCUGCAGUACAGUACAGUAAUCCUGGUGUAAUAACUCCCAUGUGCUUGUCAAUAAUACCUGGUAGCUAUUCUUAAAGUAGUCUAGAGUCCUUCCUUCCAAAGCUUACACUGUCCAUUUGUAUGAAGGUAAUGAGCCCUUCUAGGAUCACUGUGCGCUGAGGCGGCAGUCCACCAGUGGAGUGAAUUUGGCCUCCUGACUCUAAUUGCUGGACCUUUAAACCAGAUGAUGCAGUGGAUUAGAGUCAGGGAGCUGACACACAGUCACUCUGUGGUGCCCUUGUCUGCAUUUGUGCACAAAGGAAGGCAAACAGCAAUACUUGCUCACAUCAACAUGACAGGCAGCUCUACUUCAGUAAAUAUAAGACUGGCACCAUGUACCAAAACAACUAAUAAAUCCAUUAUGUGAUCAUGGCUUGUCAUGGCUCAUGGCACAUGCUGUGCUCAACAGUGUAAAAGACUAACAGUGGUGUGUGGUUGUCAUAUUCUUAACUGAAUGGUAGCUUGUUUGGUAUGAGCCAUUAACUUGAGUAUGUGAGCUAUACAGGCAGCUGUGACAGUCAUUAAUGACCCCAGUAUAGCACUAACACUGAGACAUGUUUUCUGCCCUGCUGUUGUUGUUGUUAACCUGUAAGAAGUCGUCCUGUGUCCAGCAAAGCUCGGCACGCCCCCUCCAUCACCCGCUCCAAGAGCAGAAUUUUGUGUAACCCACCAAAUACAGAUAUCAUGCUAC
Eriocheir sinensis (Chinese mitten crab) is the source of this 13019-nucleotide messenger RNA. RefSeq lists its product as uncharacterized. Gene Ontology annotation, cellular component: phosphatidylinositol 3-kinase complex. Gene Ontology annotation, molecular function: 1-phosphatidylinositol-3-kinase regulator activity. The transcript has 7 exons. Bases 4639 to 8694 code for a protein of 1351 amino acids. Gene Ontology annotation, biological process: intracellular signal transduction; phosphatidylinositol phosphate biosynthetic process. Lineage: Eukaryota; Metazoa; Arthropoda; Malacostraca; Decapoda; Varunidae. The record is from RefSeq and is a predicted model, not a curated record.